AUGACCAGGUCCUCUAAGGACAUACCAAUUGACCUAGACCUUGAAAUAGAAAGGACCCUUUGGAAGCAAAGGAAGGCUAGAGAGUUAGAGCUUCGGAUAGUUGAUAAUCCUCCUGCCUCUUCUGCCACUGCAUCUGAUAUUCCUUCUAUUUCUAUACCUACCCCUGACUUAAACACAAUGGCGGGUAAUGGGAAUGAACACAAUCGGAAUGGAAAUAAUGUAAAUCAUGGUCAUUUGGAUGGUAGAACCAUUAGAGAAUUGGCUGCCCCUGAUGUGCACUACCAGUCUUUAUGCAUUCAAUAUCCCCAAUUGGAUGCAACCUUUGAAUUGAAAUCUGGGCUAAUCCAUUUGCUUCCCAUGUUUCAUGGCCUUGCAGGUGAAGAUCCGCACAAGCACCUCAAGGAAUUCCAUGUUGUCUGCUCCACAAUGAGGCCACAAGGAGUUGAUGAGGAGCAGAUAAAACUUAGGGCCUUCCCAUUUUCAUUGGAUGGAGCUGCAAAGGAUUGGUUAUACUACCUACCACCUGCUGCCAUCACAAGUUGGGAUGAGCUAAAAAGAAUCUUUUUGGAGAAGUUCUUUCCAGCAUCCCGAACAGCCGCCAUUCGGAAAGAAAUUUGUGGCAUAAGGCAGAAUCAUGGGGAGACAUUACAUGAGUAUUUGGUGGAUGCAGCUAGUGGAGGAGCCCUCUCUGAAAAGACACCAGCAGCUGCUCAAGAGCUAAUCUCCAAGAUGGCACAGAAUGCCCAACAGUUUGGUACCAGGUCAGCCACUCCCAUGAGACAGGCCAAUGAGAUUGGUGUUGCUUCCAUCAAUGACCAACAGAGAAUAGAGAACAAACUGGAGGAAUUGGCCUCCAUGGUCAGACAGCUAGCCCUUGAUAAAGGACAGUCCAAAUCUCAGCAUCAACAAAGAUAUGAUCCAUAUGCUGCCACCUAUAAUCCAGGGUGGAGAGAUCAUCCGAACUUGAGGUAUGGAGGUUCUUCCAACCAGCCAUUCCAACCACAACAGCAGCAACCUCAGCAGCACAGAUUCAAUGCACAAAGACCAAGUCAAUCAAUGCAGCAACCCCAACCAGCUCCUAAAUCCGAAUCAAGCUUGGAAGAUAUCAUGAAGCAGCUCGUUGCCAACAAUCUCCAGUUUCAGCAAAGGACCGACACUGCCAUACAAAAUUUGGAGACACAGAUUGGACAGCUGGCAACCAACAUCAGUGAGCUACGGAGUCAAGGUUCGGGUCAGUUGCCUUCACAGCCAAUUUCAAAUCCAAGGGGCAAUGUAAGUGCUAUCGUUCUCCGCAGUGGCAAAGAGUUAAGCAGCCCACCCUCUCCACCACCAGAAUUUGGGCAGCAACAAGAAAGCCAAAAGAAAGAUCAGCCUCCUCCCAUUCAAAAGGACAAGCAGCCCACCACCAUUGAUCAAGAUAGAGGAGAGACUUCUCACAACCAUCCACUGCCAUUUCCUCACUGA
This is a messenger RNA of Diospyros lotus (date-plum), 1464 nucleotides long. RefSeq lists its product as uncharacterized. Bases 1 to 1464 code for a protein of 487 amino acids. The record is from RefSeq and is a predicted model, not a curated record. The transcript has 3 exons. Lineage: Eukaryota; Viridiplantae; Streptophyta; Magnoliopsida; Ericales; Ebenaceae.